Molecule: messenger RNA, 1998 nt
Organism: Penicillium coprophilum
Lineage: Eukaryota; Fungi; Ascomycota; Eurotiomycetes; Eurotiales; Aspergillaceae
Exons: 4
Coding region: 1-1998 (665 amino acids)
Biological process (GO): intracellular transport
Cellular component (GO): cytoplasm; nuclear pore
Molecular function (GO): GTPase activator activity
Source: RefSeq, a predicted model, not a curated record
AUGUCUCCUGCUUCCCGUGAGCAUAACCCCUCGGCAGGUGUCGCCCCCUCCGACAAUGACAGCGGCGAACGCCCCGUGCGACAACAGCUCAAAGAGACCAAUCUCGGUGCUGUGGGCGAAAUGAACGGCUCUGCCCGUCCGAACCGAAAGCGCUCCCUCGACAACACAGAUGGAGCAAUCGACACACCUCCAACCAAACGAUCUCGGGAGUGUACCCCGGACAACCCAAAGGCUUCCACCGGAGACAAAUCCAACCACGCCGGAAUCCCCAAAGAUGCGACUACUCAAAGUGUGAGUGAGAAUGUGCUGGCCACAACGCCUGCGAACACUAUCCCCGAGACCAAGAUCCAGUUUCCCCUGGUCCUCGAGAUUAAGGUUUCAAUUGGUGGAUCUGAGCAAAUCAGCCAUUUGACCGUCCCUGUUGAGAUCGAUAUCAAGCUGCCUGCUGGAGUAGUCUCCUUGGCUUGCUCGACUUCGAGACCCUCUCAAGGCGAAUCCCUCAAAAUUCAUGUCACCAGCCCUUCUGCAAAGCCUAUCCCAUCAGGAAACCCUUCCCCUGGACACUCUUCCCCUGGACACUCUACCUCUGGACACUCUACCACUGGGAACCCUUCUCUCAAACAAUCUUCAUCUGGACAUGAUGUAUCUGAACACUACACACAUGACGACCCUUCAUUCUACGUAUAUGAAGAUCCUGAGUCAAUUGGAGGUUCCUCAUCUGAAGACUCUCUGCCUGACUACCGUUCACCUGAAUUCCCGUCCUCUCCGCCUCCUGUCCCACACAGUCCAACGCAUCCCGAUUACCCCAGACCCACGGUUGAAAUUAUUGGUUCUAACCACUCUCAUUCCCCACAGAAUCUUGAAACGACCGCCGGCGAAAACGGAGAUGACUCUUCACAAAUUCUCAAGAAGAAACGGAGUCGAGAACAACUUGAAGAUGAUAUCUCGAAGAAUUCCCACGCUGCGACUGGCCCCGCUCCCGGUUUGACCGAGACAACUUCAACGGACGCGAAAUCUACUGCCGAAGGACAACCUGAGAAGAAGAGACCCCGCGAUAAUUCGGAAGAGCGCAAGGCCAAGGUGGACCAGACUUUCACCGCGAGUGCAUUCGGGCAGUCCGCCAACUCACCAUCACCAUUCGCAAUGCCUGCAACUAAAUCGACAUCUGAUGCUUCGCCUUUUGCAACAACCGGUGCCUCUGCUACUGGUUUCGGUGCCCUCGGAUCUGGUUUCUCUGCCUUCGGCAGCGCUUUCUCUGCUCCAUCUGGUAAACUUACCAGUUUCGCGUCUCCCAAUGCACCCGCCGAUUUCUCUGGAACAACCGGUAAACUGACCAGUUUUGCAUCUGCCAACGCUCCUUCUAGUUUCUCUGGAACAUCUGGUAAACUAACCAGUUUCGCGUCUCCUAAUGCCCCUGCUUCCUUUGGCGAGUCCGGUGACAAGACCCUUGGCGCAAAACAAUCUGAUGACGAAGAGAGUGACAAUGAAGCGGCGGGUGAAACCGAUGGCACCUUUGUUGCUGAGAAGACCGAUGAGCGUUUCCACGAACAAACUGGUAUGGACCCCUCCUUGCAUCUUUUCCCCAGGAUCCCAAAAAUGGCCAGUCACUUAUUUCCACGUGAAAAAUUAGUUGAAACCGGCGAAGAAAACGAGACCACCCAAUUCACAGCCAAGGGCAAGCUGUACUACUUUGACGACAAGAAAUGGAAGGAGCGUGGCAUUGGCACCUUCAAGGUCAACCUCAAGACGGAAUCCAGCGGAAAGAAAUCUGGUCGUAUGAUCAUGCGCGCCGAUGGUGCCUUGCGUGUUAUGUUGAACAGUGCGAUUUGGCAGAGCAUGCCCUUUGGCGAUAGCAAGAGUGCUCGCCCGACCACUCGGGAUAUUUAUCUCGCCAGCAAGGAAGACGACAAAGUUAUCAGCCUCCUUCUUCGGCUUGGCAGCGAAAAGCCCGCUCAGGAAUUGUAUGAUGUGCUAAAGGACAUCCUGGAGAAGAUCUAA